Messenger RNA from Eimeria necatrix, 1074 nucleotides. RefSeq names its product hemolysin, putative. The transcript is spliced from 3 exons. Lineage: Eukaryota; Apicomplexa; Conoidasida; Eucoccidiorida; Eimeriidae. Gene Ontology annotation, cellular component: membrane. Bases 1 to 1074 code for a protein of 357 amino acids. The record is from RefSeq and is a predicted model, not a curated record.
AUGGCUCCUCCCACAGGCCUAACUGACGGGGCUAUUGCUAAGCAGACCCCCAGUAGCCCCAUUGGAGGCCCGACUGCGGCUGAAAUCGCCCCCGUCGAUCCUGUCGGCGGGCCCUCACUGGGCCCUAAGCGGCGGUUGUCUCACGCGGGCUCUGUUUCGGACACUUCAGGGGCGUCCACGUCCUCUGCAGGCUCCCCUGUAGCAGCCUGUGCUGCGAAGAGCCCUAAGCCUGUCAAGUAUAGGUCCAUAUCAUCCACAGAUGUUCGUGAAGCACGUCCUGCUUCCACAGCAGCAGCAACAGCAAGAUCGGGGGAUGGGGAGGUGGUCGUGCUUGUGCGUCCGAAGUUGCGGGGCAAGAUCCACUUGAUGCUUCUGUUUCUGGCCCCUAUUUGGACGCUGUUGCUGCUGAACGCUUGUAGGAGCCUCCUUAGUUUCGUUGCUGCUGCUGUCAGUUGCCUUUCGUUCCUCGCGAAUUUUGCCGCAAGCGCGCUGCUGCACAGCGGAAGCUUUGGUCCCCAGUGGAGCUCUCUUUUUGUUAAACUGGAUCAUGCAGGUAUCUUUGUGGUUAUCAGCAGUUGCACAACUCCCAUUCCUCUCUUGCUGCUGGACUUUUGGCCCUCUGUGCUGCUCCUGUCUGUACAGGGCCUUGCAACACUCUACGUGGCUUGUGCUGCCCCCACAUUUGUGGCGAGUUUCUUAACUAGGAGUACGGUUGAUCCUUCCGUGUUCAUUAUUUCAGGCUUUUGGACCAUCCUGUUCGGCAAUUUGUCAUCAGGAGCUCGCCAGCGCCGGGCCUUAACAUAUAUAUUGAUAGGUUUACUGCAUGCAUGCUUCCUAAGGGUUUACAUCUCAGUCUUAACCCUUAAGGAAUUCAGCCUGGUUAUAUUUCUUGCUCUUUUUUAUAUUAUAGGCGCUCUGGUGUAUGGACACCAGUGGCCAGAUCCCUUCCCAUCUCUCUUCGGUUUCCAUGAGCUCUUUCAUCUGUUCUGCUGCAUCAGUUUCGUGCUCACGCUGUGGCUUAAUUACGAAGUCAUCAGCAGAGCUGAAAGCAGUAUGAAGAGCAGUAGCAGUUGA